Sphaeroforma arctica JP610 is the source of this 2521-nucleotide messenger RNA. RefSeq lists its product as hypothetical. Gene Ontology annotation, molecular function: protein binding; sequence-specific DNA binding; zinc ion binding. Gene Ontology annotation, biological process: flower development; regulation of DNA-templated transcription. Lineage: Eukaryota; Ichthyosporea; Ichthyophonida. The record is from RefSeq and is a predicted model, not a curated record. The transcript is spliced from 6 exons. Bases 1 to 1413 code for a protein of 470 amino acids.
AUGUAUGUGCAUCCGGUUAAUUUGGCUGGAGAUCGUUCUGCAUACUACGGCUCAUCUGGAGGUGACCGCCUGACCGAGGCGGAACUCGCAUUCAGACGCGAAAGAGAAUUUGAAGAACGAGAGCGGGAUCGAGAUCGUGAAUACGCCCGUGAAAAGCAAAGAGAAAGAGAAAGAGAUGUUCGUGAACUACACAAAGACAGAGAACCACGCGAGGACGAGGAGACACGAGAAUUUGCUCGUCGUGAGCCGAACGCUAAUAUUAAACGAGCCUUGUCUGGCAGUCCCGACCUCCCCGUCAGUUACGCACAACACGCGCACGCACAGCAACGGUACGAUGACGAUAAAGGGGCGUUGAUGAAAGAACUUAGCCACCCAGCCAAUGGGAGCAGCCGGGUUGUGGGCGGUAGUAUGGGCAACGGUAUAGGCGAGCGAGAUCGAGAUCGAGAUGGAGAGUUGCCUUUGCGCAAUGGUAUUGGUGCAGUUAGUGGGAAUGGCAGUGUACCGGGAGGCCCAAUGGACAGUGCACUUGUGGUGAGCCGGAACGGAGGCGGCGGCGGCGGCGGCGGUACUGCUGUGGAGCUUCCGACCAAGAGCUUGUUUGAGGCCAUUACGCAGAACGAUGUUCGAGAGAUACAACUGAUUAUUGCGAGUGGAGAAGAUAUCGAUGCUAUGCUGCCCGAGGCUGAUACUAUUGCUAUUAUUCUGGCGUCAAAACUCUGCUUUAACGGCAUCAUGGAGCUUCUGAUUGGAGGCCAUGCCAACUUGGACUCACAGGAUCGAAAAGGAUGGACCGCCUUACAUUGGACGGCAGUGAUGAAUAACAUUGAAGGGUUGAGUCUGUUACUGAACGCAGGCGCUAAUAUUCAAGCGCGAACGCAGGCCGGGAAAUCGCCUCUCGAUCUAGCAACCAUAAAGGACCACGAUCACGCCAUAAACUUUCUACAACGGCAUAUGGAUCCGAAUCGACAAGAUCUGGACGGCGACGGUAGAGACCGCGUGGUGCGGUCGUGCAUAGAGUGUGGGAGCACGAAGACACCGCAGUGGAGGCGAGGCCCCGAUGGCAGUGUAUGCUUGUGCAAUGCGUGCGGGUUACGCCACAUCAAGUCGAGCAAGAAGAAAGCUAAAGCAGCACAGAAGCCUGGCGAGCAGACUCAGGGACUCCCUAGCCAGGUACCGACACAGCAAGCACAAGCACAGCAGGCACAGGCGCAACAAGCCCAAGCCCAGGCCCAAGCCCAGCAAGCGCAACAACGGAAUAUGCCCGGAGGUUUGGGUAUGGGGGGGAAUGGGGAUGGGACCUAUGCACGACUCGAGAUCGCCGCAGCCCAGGUAUCCAAUGGGAUCGCCGGGUGCGCCUGGGGGUGGGCGACCGAGGUAUCAGGGGUCGUUUUCGGGCGAUGCAAGGGCAAAUAGCGGACCUCCAGAUCAUCUCGGGUAUAUGGGCCAGGAUUCGCGGGUGAAUGGACACCCCUUGUCAUCGUAUCAUGCACAGCAGUUAGGCCCACAUAACCCUAACCAGCAACAACAACGCGAUCCGUACAGGCAGUAUCAGCAGGGCGGGGGCAGCCAGGGGGGCUAUUAUUAGGCUUGUAGUCCUAUAGUUUAUAUUUCUAGAGCUUGGUAGCACACAUGAAUGGGUUGACACUGACACCACCGCUUGUGCGAGUGGAGGGAGCUGUCUAUUUCGAUUGUUAUGGCUCAAUCAGAGACAGAAUUCGUCUCGGUUUGAAGUUUUAGAUCGCUGAAAAAUCACAGUUGGCCUGCAUGAUAAGAUAUCUAUAUAGCGGAUCCGCACACUGAUGGCAAAUUACAUCAUCACAGCGGAUCUCAAGCCACACUCCUGCGGCCUGGGCGAAUAAGCGGCCCUUCUGAAAGAUCAUAAGUGUACUGUUUCACGACUAUAUGACAAAACACAACACAUCACAAAUCAGUGGAAAACCCCUCUGGAGCGAUACAACAAUUUUGUUGCACGCGCAUUAAUGUUUGCUUAGUUCUGCUGGUAUGGGCAUGAAAGCUCAAGAAGAUGUUCUUUCUCCUCCUCUUUUUAUAAGACCACAAUUAUAGCAAUUAUUCAUUUUUCCGUGGAUCCAAUCACCCAGCAGCCCAAACUACUUGAAGGGGCACCGACCUGCAAUGGAAUUUUCACAACAGCCAUUUAAGAAUAAAUUGGCCUCAAGUCUUGUAUGAAUGGUUUAUCGGUUUUUGUUUUGAAACUGGUUGCUUAUACUGGAGAGAUUUGUUGGUAUUAAUCGUUGGCAUGUGAACAGAGAGCUAAAAAUUAAGUGCCACUUUCAGUUUGUUGUGAAACGUCCGCGAUGGAUUGAUGUAGGGAGUCGCACGUACUUGGAAGACACAUUGCUUUCACGGAUAAAAGGAAAACUAUGAUUUGGAUAUUACCAGAAUCUCGUUAUUCUGUUGCGCAGGCUGUGAAGCACGUUUCCAAGGUGUUAUCUCAUCAAACCUGCUUGUUAUACUAAUUGUUCCGGAUAUGUACAAAACACAUACUAGGCAAAGCAAGUAC